AGCAGAAGGGCUGUGGCAGCAAAAAGAAAUGCCAACGGUUCUGUUUUAGUGGACUCGAGUCUAAACUAAACUUUAUUUGCUAUUAUAUAUAUGUUAAUCAUGAACAUUCAUUGACACUUUGAUAAUAGAUUAGACAAUCGUUCUCAUAGGAAGGACUAAAAAACUUGGUAAGGUUCGAGCAAGAUGGACGCUACUUUUACGGAAAUGUUAGAAGAAUUUAUGGGAUGCGCCCUUGUUACAUGGGUGAAUCUUUUUAAGGAUAUGUUUGAUGACGAGGGCAACGAUCCUUUUCCCCAAGAGGAAAUUGGAGUGAACUCCGACUCCCACGACGUAGUUAGGCUGUACCUGCACCUCACGAAUGGAGUCUACCUCAACGAGGUCAUGAGAAUCAUUGAUCCUAAUCCAAAGGUGGAGGAGAUCUAUCAAAAUGUGGGUGAUGACAAGAUCCUCAGAGUUCAGAAUUUCUCCAUCCUCAAUAGGCACCUGCGGUCCUACUAUCAGGAAAAUCUCCAGCAGUUGGUUCUGAUGCCGCUUCCCAAUGUAGCUGUUUUGGGGCGCGACCCCCUCACAGAGGGAGCUAUGGAGGAAUUAAGAAGGCUGCUGCUUCUGUUACUGGGAUGUGCAGUACAGUGUGAGACGAAGGAGACAUUCAUUCAGCAAAUCCAGUCACUCGACAUUGAGACCCAGGCAGAUCUUGCGCUCUGCAUCCAGGAGGUGACCCAGGACCCCAGUGCAGUCCUGCCGCUGCAGUAUGGAGACGUGUGCGCGUUGGAUGGCCUGCAUGCCCAAGACCUGCUCAGCUCGCUAGCCCGGCAGAUCCAAGGUCUCCUGGCACAGAGGGAUGCACACCUGGAGAGGAUAGCAGAACUGUGUGUGCAGUGUGAGGUGGUUACAGCCCCUGCGGCGCCCCCUACUGGCUUGUGGGACAGCACCCCAGAGGGACUGUCUAUACAACUAGCAGACAGCAAAGCCAAACUGCGGCGAUUCAAACAGGAACUCGAAGAUAAAGAAGAUCAAUUGUUGGAUUACAAGUAUGAAAUACAAACUGUGGAAGAAGAACUAAAGAGAUUACAGUGUGAGAACCGGGCACUGCAGGGCGAGGUUCGGGUCAGCCGGGGCCUGCGCGACGAGCUGGACUUUCUGCGCGAGAAGGCUGCCCGAACAGAGCAGCUGCAGAUGGAGCUGAAGUCCUGCACACAUCGUCUGCGCAGCCUGGAUCUCUACCGCACACAGCUGAAGGAACAGCAACAGUACUGCGCCUCGCUGCAAGAGAACAAAGCUCUACUGGAGGAACAGCUGGCAGAUGUACGGGCACGCUGCUCUGCUCUAAGGGAGCUGGAGAAGGACAGCUUUCUGACCCGGCAGAAACUCGCAGACACGGCGGCGGAGCGGGAUGUGGAGAGGCAGAGGGUGGAUGAGCUGUUGGAAAUGAACAUGAGUCUGCAGGUGGAUCUGAAGCGUCUCUCUCACGUCGCUGAAGUCAUCCGCAGUGCGAGUCAUCCCCAUGCGCUCCAGUCAGAGCUGGAGUCUGAUGAAGAGCUUCACGACACCAAGAGGCCCCGCACUCCCGAACUGAAACCGCUCAGCGUGGAGGUUGACGAGGCAUCCUCACUCAGACUUCUGGGAGCUGAGAAUGAAAAUGCAGAACUGAGGAGACGACUGGAGUACAUGUUGGCCGAGCAGGAGGGCAAUGCUCCUGAGGUAAAAGAGGCUCUACAGAGCCAGACAGACAGAUUUGCGCAACUGGAAGAAGAGCACCAGAACACACUGAGAGAGUUUCAGAACCUGAGGAAUGAAAAUUCCAGUUUGAAGAGAAGCCUCGAAGAGCUGAAGGUAAUACAGAGCCUGGGAGAGAAGGAGGGAGAGGGGUCAGCCGGAGAGGUGGAGCAAGUGAUUUCCAGAGGGGAGUGUGAAGGCAAAGACAAUGGAAGAGAGAACCAGGCCAGCCGGAGGGAGGCGAGACAAGAAGGCGUGAUGAGAUCGCAGAGAGAAGACGGAGAGGGGGAGGAGGUUUUCCUCGGAGACAGAAAAGAGGAGGUCAUUAAUGAGGCGGAAAGAAAAGAGAGAGGAGAAGCAGAAGGAGAGAAAUGGAUGGAGGGAAGAAAAAAGAAAACAGCAAGCUGCUUGGCACAGGCCCAAGGCCCUUCAGAUGUCCAGAGAGAUGCACAGAAAAGUGAACAAGGAGGAGGGGCGAAGGAUGCGGAGGGGAAGCUGAGCCAGGAAGCCCUGGCCCUGGCUAGCCAGCUCCAGCAGGCCGAGGAGGAGGGCGAGCGGCAGGCGGCUCUCAUCCAGGAUCUGCGCUCCAAACUGGGGGAGCAGAUGAGGAAGGGCCAGGAGGCCGGGCAGAAGCUGCUUCUCCUGGAGGCUGAGAGCCAGAGGCUGAGGAAAGCAGCGGAAAGCCUCAGCGAAGCCAAAAAGGAGAUCGAGAGUUUGCAGUGUGAAUCCAUGCACAAGGAGGAGGAACUGAUGCGACUGCAGAGUCAGGUCGAACUGCAGAAGCUGGAAGCGGCAGUCAUUCCUCAGUUAGAGGGAGAGAGAGCUGCACUGGAAAGAGAGAGGGACACCCUUAAGGCUACCAUAGAUUCUCUACGGGCAGUAGUGCGCAAGAGUGAGCAGUUCGACCUGACCAACCAAACUCUUAAGGCCGAACUUGAGCGUUUGGGGCGGAGCUUAGACUCCGGCCGGCGCAGGGAGGAGGAGUUAGAAGCUGAGCUGAGGGAAUCUGGCCUUGAGGUGGAGUCUCUGAGCAAAGGGCGUGACCAGGCGAUGCUGGAGGUCGUGCGGCUGGAGCAGGAGAAGGAAGCGUGUCAGUCAGAGCUCGACAGCCAGCGGCGCGAGCAGAGGCAGCGAGAACGAGAGAUGGCCCGACUCCGCCAGCAGCUGGAGAGCACCGCCUCUGCUCUGGAGCACGGCAACCAGAGGGCCUGCAGCCUGGAGGUUCAGCACAGACGUGCGUGUCAUGAACUUGCCCAGCUUAAAGAGACCUGCUCCCAGCUAGAGGAACUGCAGAAGGAGAAGCAGCAACUGAACGUACUGAAUGCCGAGAACAGCGCACAGAUCACCUCUUUAACACAGGAGCUAGCCAGUGAGAGAGUCCAAUCUCAGAGGCUGUCCAGUCAGGUGGUCCAGUUGAACCAGUCCCUUGAAGAGUUGGAAGCCAAAAUGAAAAUGACCACUGCGCAAUUACAGAUUCCGCGGUCCAGCGCAGGGUCAGAGGUCACUGCCCCUCCCUCUCAUUCUGAUACAGAAGCAGUGACAGAUUUGAAGCCAAUCAGGCAAUCUCCAGUACAGAGAAGCAGCUCCACCGAGGUGAAUGCUGGCAGUGUGCGAUCGGAGCACAGUGAGUCUCUUUCUGUCGCUGAUUAUACCACAACCCUCGAGGACAACGGACAGGACACCAACAGGGAGGCACAGGAGCCUGAGAAAGAGAGACUGAUAAACACGGAGAAAGAGAAUGCAGUGCUGCAGCGUGAGCGAGAGGUACUGCUGUCGCAGCUGGAGCAGUCGCAGGCGGCCUGUGCACAGCUGCGAGAACAGCUGGACACGCUGCAACGCCACUCCAUCAGCCUGCAAGAGAACUGUGCCAAGCUGCAGGACCUCAACACCAAGCUGCAGGUGGAGCAGGCUUCUCUAAGCUCCCAGCAUGCCACAGUGUUGGCACGGUGCAGAGAGAGUGAGAUGCGCUGUGCCACCCUGAAGGUGGAGUCUAAGGUGUGGCAGAAAGAGAGGGACGAGUCAGCAGUGCGUUCGGAAGCCUUAAGGCGUGACCACGAGAGAUUGACAGCUCUGCAGCAAAGACAGGAGGUGGAGCUAGAGGAGCUACUGGCCAAGCACAGACUACUGAAGAGCAGCAGUCGGAAUAUGGAGGCUCAGUACAAAGAUUUGGAGGCCAGGCACAAGGAACUGAUGGAGAGCAAAGCCCAGCUGGAGGAGGCUGACCGGGUGGUGCGGGCAGAGAGGGAGAGCAUGGAGCGAGCCAUGCAAGAGCAGGUGGAGCGAGAGAAAGAGCUGGAGAUCCUCAGAACAGAAAACGAGAGGUACAUGAACCUGCAGAAGGAGUGGGUCCAAGUGCAGGCGGAGCUUCUGGCUCAGGUUUCGGUUCUGCGUGGUGAGAUGAGCACAGUCCAGCUAGAGCGGACCAGACUGGAGGGCGAACUCAACGCGCUCAAAGAGCAGAACCAGAAACUGGACCUCAGCAACGUGCGCCUCAACAGCCAGUAUCAGCUUCUUACUCAGUUAAAGGGAAACAUGGACGAGGAGAACCGGCACCUGGUGGAACAGAAUCAGUCUCUGGCCAAAGAAAACCGGGCCCUACUGGAGCGCAGCCUCGAGAGCAGAGACCAGCAUCACAUCCAGCAGAAGGAAUACCUCGAUAAGCUCAAUGAGCUGCGCAGGGAGAAGCAGAAGCUUGUGGAGAAGAUCAUGGAUCAGUACCGGGUUCUGGAACCCGGCAUGCUUCCACCCAAACAGCCCAAGAAGACCAACUGGAUCGCAGAUCGGAUGAAGAAGCUGAUCAAGCCGAAGGCUGGCCGAGAGGGCCGGGCUCAGUUCAUCGCUGCCGGCAGCGUUGAGAACCUGGCAGAGGCGGGAGACGCAGCGCCUGCGUCGUCGUCCCCCAUUCCGGCACACGCCCUGGAGCAGGACCCCCGCAGUGCACCAUCGUCCCCCAUGCCCCUGUGGAGAGUGGUGUCCCAGGGGGAGACGGAGGAGCAGCCCAAAGUGGUGCUGAGGACCGCAACCCGCCGCAAGCUGGGCUCCAGGCACGGGUGGGGUAGGGGCAGGGGCAAUAACGUGUCCCAGUCCUUCAGCCCCGGGGACCAGCGCACGCCACCACGGACCCGCUUCCGCAGCCCGUCCAGCGCCUUGUGGGAGGGAGAAAAUGACAGCAGCCCGACGCCCAGCGAGGAGGGGAGAGGGGAGAGUGAAGAGAGUGUCACUCCUGAGCACUCUGACGUAAGCCGUGUCUCUUCUGGAGCCGAAGAUUUCCAUUCCAGUUCCGACAAACCUCAGGACUAGGAACCACAGCAAGUUUUCUACAGCUAUAUUAUUCUCAGUUAUUUUUUCUGUCUUAAUAUUCAACAUUUAUAUAUCUAGUUUUUUUUUUAUAAAUGUUUCAGCUCACUGUCAGGUUUUACACAACCGUAUGGUUUUGCACUAUAAAUUAAAACAACAAAGCUUGAAAACA
Messenger RNA from Electrophorus electricus (electric eel), 5185 nucleotides. It is a transcript of the gene ccdc88b, whose product is annotated as coiled-coil and HOOK domain protein 88B. Gene Ontology annotation, molecular function: microtubule binding; dynein light intermediate chain binding. The record is from RefSeq and is a predicted model, not a curated record. NCBI's taxonomy places the organism in Eukaryota, Metazoa, Chordata, Actinopteri, Gymnotiformes, Gymnotidae. Gene Ontology annotation, biological process: cytoskeleton-dependent intracellular transport; cytoplasmic microtubule organization. Gene Ontology annotation, cellular component: centrosome; cytoplasm.